AUGGCUCGCAACGUAUCCGUAUUGCUUCUCAACCUGCUCUCGGCAACCACAACCAUGUACGGUUUAAUAAACUGUACUAGCGUUGUACUACCCAGUAAUUUGUCACAUGCAGGACACAAACAGUUUCUAACUAACAUAGCUGCAUUGAUAACGGUGGUGAAUAGUUUGUUCAACGUUUUGAAUCAGCUUUUGGGCGACAAGGGCAGCAUUUCGUUCCUGGCAAGAGAACUUACGUUGCCUGUGGCGAUGUGUUUAGAAACAAUCGUGUGCUUCAUCUACUGGCCUUUAAGACUAUUUUUCAUCAGUCUGAUUAUGCAUGGUGUACAAGACUCUUCAAGGGCUCCAUUGGCGCUUCAUAUCGACAUCUCGAUCCACCUAUUGCCCAUUUUAUACCUUGCCACAGACUAUUUCUUUUUAAAGCCCACUCCAUUCCAAAUUUCUGGCAAAAAGGUCUUUUUGACAUUACCAUCUCUAGGAUUGGCCUAUAGAGUGUACUUGGACAAGAUCAUUGGGCCAGAAGGCAGCUAUCCAUACCCAUUUUUGGACGUUGCUGAACCAUAUAAGUCCAUUAUCUUUGUCGUCGUAUCGCUGUCUGCUGGUUGGAUUUACAUCCUGUACCAAAAAAUCCAUAAAAAUCCAACUCUUGAUUCUAUCAAGAAGCAAGAGUAG
Molecule: messenger RNA, 669 nt
Organism: Kluyveromyces marxianus DMKU3-1042
Lineage: Eukaryota; Fungi; Ascomycota; Saccharomycetes; Saccharomycetales; Saccharomycetaceae
Exons: 1
Coding region: 1-669 (222 amino acids)
Cellular component (GO): membrane; endomembrane system
Source: RefSeq, a predicted model, not a curated record